This is a messenger RNA of Saprolegnia parasitica CBS 223.65, 714 nucleotides long. RefSeq lists its product as hypothetical. Lineage: Eukaryota; Oomycota; Saprolegniomycetes; Saprolegniales; Saprolegniaceae. Bases 1 to 714 code for a protein of 237 amino acids. The record is from RefSeq and is a predicted model, not a curated record. The transcript is spliced from 2 exons.
AUGGCCGACUUUGCCGCGGCCGGUCUGCGACUGACGCAGACGCUCUUCGCCGCCAUUGGCCUCGUCGCGCAUGCCACCAGCUUUCCCAGCGGCCACGCUGGGCAUGGCGUCGCGAUCCAGCUCGGCGGUCCCACGUGGGACGCGUGCCUCCUUGUGCUCUGCGUCGCACUCAUCUACGGUCUCUGGCGCGCGAUUCCCGAGGUCCGGCGCGUCCGCCAGCUGCGCAGUACUAGCGUCUACGAUACGACGCGGACCGACUUGAACCACAGCACGAUGCUGGAGGCGCUGACCGUGACACCGACGAAGCGUCGCGAGCUCCUCACCGACGCCGCCUUCUUCCUCGUUGCAUUUAGCCUUGGCGUUGGUGCGUCUCUCGCCUCGUACAACAGCGACUGCACGGAGUAUGCGAGCGCGGGCUUGGCGAGCUGCGGGCUACUGCGGCUCGAGAUUGCGGCCGUGUACCUCGUCGGACUGCUGUCGCUGGGCGCCGUAGGGCUCUGGCUCCAUGGCAUUGACCCGGAAGAGCGGUUUGUCUACAUCAAGUUUGUGCUCUGGCCGCCACGAGCCAGCGGUGAUCACGAUGACGCGGGCCACGUGAGCGCAACCGACCACGACGACGUCAAGUAUAGCGAAAGCGCCGUGCGCUACACGGGCGCCGGCGUCCCCGACUCGGCGCGGGGCCACAAGCCCACAUUUCGUGCCAUUGACGUCUAG